This is a messenger RNA of Verticillium dahliae VdLs.17, 432 nucleotides long. RefSeq lists its product as uncharacterized. Bases 1 to 432 code for a protein of 143 amino acids. The record is from RefSeq and is a predicted model, not a curated record. The transcript has 3 exons. NCBI's taxonomy places the organism in Eukaryota, Fungi, Ascomycota, Sordariomycetes, Glomerellales, Plectosphaerellaceae.
AUGGAGGCUAAGAUUGGAACGGCGGUGACCAGACCAGACAAGACCAGGCCAAACGAUGAAGACGAUCCUCCCACAGGAGAUGCGGCGAAAGGCAAAGAAGGGGUUCCUAGUCUAGUCCAGCUCCCCGGUUCGACAGACGUGGGACCUGGCAUGACCCUGGUCCGGCGUCCGCCCCAGGACUUCGUUCCAAGUGGGCUCCCUGGCGAGUGGGGUGAAGUACCCCUGACCCUGGUCACGCCCGUUUUCCGCCAUGGGAGAAAGAAGGCGUCGGGCGUGAGGCGGAGACUGGGCCGCUGGUUGCACUGCGUCGUCGCGUCGGCGCAAUCCGUCGGCGACGAGGCGGCAAGUAACCUCGUCCGCAAGGCUACCCCCCCGGCACUUGAUCUUCUGCUGCAUCCUGUUGCGACAUGGGGGUUGACAUUGGAUUGUUGA